AUGUUAGCAAACCAGUCAACAAGAAAUGGUAAUGAAUGCAUUGAUCAUUUCUUAUUCCAAGGUUACGAAAGCAAUGAUGAUUUUAAGCACCCUCAAUGUAACACCCACAUUCAAUUACAUCGAAAAAGAGGCACUGAAAGAAUAAUUAUAUUAAAUGCGUGUAAAAUCUUUCUAAAUAAUCCUUUAUUAUCACCACGUUUGCGAAAUAUUAUUGACAAUAUUGAAUUAAUCCACCGAUGUUCAGAAGAAUCUGAUUUAGAUCGCGAAUUUAAAAAAAAAGCCAAAAAUGAUCCAUUAUUCACAAAAAUUCAACGUAUUACCCGUUCUGCACCUGAAUAUAAUAGUGAAGAUGAAUACUUUUCGUCUGACAAUGACAAUGCUCAUCCGUUACCACAAGACCCCGAAAAUAAUUUGAUUGAAAUUGAUCCUAUACUGAUUAUCAGAAAUGGGUUAAAAGACUUGAACGCACAAAACGAUAAUAAUGAUGACGACAAUUUACCAUCAAAAUUAUUUAUCACUCCUCACCAUAAUAAACUAUUUUCUACACCAAUUAACACUAGUUUUGUAAAUCUUAUGGAAAAAUUUGCGACUGGGUUAAAUGAAAAACAAAAAAAAGCCUACUUUUUCGUUUGUGACCAUCAUCGAAGAAACCAACCUGCUAACCUGAUCAAACCAUCCCAAUUACUGCUAUUUCUCUCUGGUGCAGAUAUGCUACUUGUCCUUGCACCUACAGGAAUUGCAGCUACCAAUAUAUAUGGAUACACAAUACAUUCUGCGUGUGGAUUUGGCUUCGAAACCUACAAAAAAAAUAAUCUAGCUGGUGAACAUUUAAAACAAUUGCAAGAAAUCUGGAGUAAAAUCCAAUAUGUCAUAAUAGAUAAAAUUUCAAUGAUAGAAUCAACAUUCUUUUUUGCGGAGACUUCAUGCAAUUGCCUCCAGUCCUUGACACCGCACUACGUACCAAAUAAAAUUACCACAACCAAAUUGGCUCCUUAUAAUGAAACUUCCAAUAAUAAUAAUUAUUCAAAACAAAAUAUGAACCAUAAAAAUGUUACUAAUUCUACAAUUAACAAUCGCUCUAUUACUAAUGCUAUAGGUAGAAAUCUAUGGUUGAGCGUUAAUCAUGUUAUUGAACUCGAAAAACCAAUGCGACAAAUUAAUGACCAUUUUUAUGCAUCUUUAUUAGAAAAUAUGCGCAAAGGAAAUCUUAAUGAAACUCAAAAAGAAGCUUUAUGA
Cetraspora pellucida is the source of this 1236-nucleotide messenger RNA. The record is from the annotation of a GenBank genome assembly. Lineage: Eukaryota; Fungi; Glomeromycota; Glomeromycetes; Diversisporales; Gigasporaceae.